GAAUCCAGACCAGAGUUUCAGUCCCUCUUUUUUUUUUCUCUCUCUCUCCUCUUUCUCUCACCCCCCUCUCGCCUCUCUCACACCCCCCUCUCCUCUCUCCUCUCCCUCUCCCUUUCACUAAUUUAUCCCGAUGUUAGCACAUUCUGUCUUGUUACAACCGGACGCCUGUAGGUUUGUUCAUUGGGAUCAUUACUUAACUGAUCAGGAUGGCCCUGGAAUAUCUUUUUAAAGGAGAGACGUGAUUGAAGUGGUGUCAAGAAAAAUAAUACAACUUUUUUCCUACAGAUUUUUUUUUUUUUAUUGGAUGGCAUUAUAUUUCGGACAUGGGUUGCUGGUUUAGAUUGUGACAUAAUUUCUCCUUGUCUGCUAUGUGAAUUCUAAUCUGCAUGUUUUAAACUACAAGAAGUGAAUUACAGGCAGGAGAGAAGACAAUUUUUCAUGUUUUUUAUUUUUCUAUUUUUUUCAAGUGCUAACUGAGGAAAUUGUGGAUUACAUGACUUACCCUGUAGUCGAGGUACAGUACAUGACUUGUUUACUCCCUGAACAUUUUUGGUGUUUAAAAAUGAGGCAUGGAGUUUGUACUGAGCUUGCAGGAUUUUAUCUUGAUGUAAAUAUUAACUAAAAUAACAACACAGGAGUGGGAAAAAGGAGGUGUAAUUGAAUUAAAUAAAAUUGCAUUUGGACAGUUUUUGGGAUAUACAUCACACGAGAAAAAAAAGACAAGAGGAAACAUUUCCUGGGAAUACAGUGGUUUGUGCUAUUCUUUUUUGGAUUUAUUUUUUUAUUAUUUCAGACUAUAGGAUAGCAACCCAACUGAGCUAAACGAAUGUCCUCUUUUCUACAUAAAGAAGUUCAUUGGAAUUUAAUGCCACAAAUCUCAUCUUCAGGAUGUCAUUGAGUACGACUUCUAUAGGGAAAGGUUUGGAUCCUAACGCAGUUGAUGUGUAUGACAGUGGGGAUGACUGGGAAAUUGGUGUUGGUAAUUUAAUCAUUGAUUUGGAUGCUGAUUUGGAAAAAGACAGACAGAAAUUUGAAAUGAGCAACUCUACCAACAGUGGUUGUGUUUCAAAGGACAGUGGACAUGGCUUGUCAUCUAGUGGACCUGUUAACUCUACCUCCUCUACCUUAGUGGACAGCCUCAAAUUUGCUUCUGUGCAGCAACAACCAUCAACCCCCCAAGGGAAUGGCCACAAAGAGACUAGCAAAUCAAAAGUGAAAAGGAGCAAAACUUCUAAGGAUUCUAAUAAGCUAUUGCCUUCUGCAUCUUUGUAUGGGAUUCCAGAGAUUAGCAGCAGUGCUGGCAAAAGGCAGCAGGAGGCAGGACGCUUUGGGGAGGUGGCAUCCACAGUUAGCAUGAGUGCAACACUGUGCCAUGGUACCAAUGGAGUUGGCCUUACUGGUAACCCAUCUUGUGGGAAAAGCAUCAAAGAAGAAAAAACAGGGGGAAAAAAUCAGAGCACCAGGGGCUCAAAAAGGGAUAAAGAGUCUGGAAAGUCAAGAAAGGACAACAGCAACAAGUUAUAUGACAUUGGGCAUCCUAACACUGGAGUAAACAGCCAAGCAGUCGUGCAUUUGUAUGGAUUUGGAAGUGGCAAGGCCUCUGGGAAUGUCAGCCCUUUUCACUGUGGCAAUAGCUUGGCUGGAGAGUUAACAAAAAAUGCACUUGAUUCAGGGAAUAUGGGGAACACUGCACUGGCUAAAAAAGAAGAGGAGGAUGAAGAAAGCCAUAGGCGAAACAAGAAAUUAAAGACUGAAAAGACUGACCCCCUGUUUACAGUGCCUGCACCUCCACCACCUGUUUGCAGCAGUGUCUCUCCACAGAUCCUGCCACCCUACUUUUCUCCAUCAUCAUCAUCAACUAUUGCUGCACCAGUGGAACAACUUUUGGUACGAACCCGGUCAGUGGGUGUAAACACUUGCGAUGUUGGAGUAGUAACGGAACCAGAAUGUCUUGGACCUUGUGAACCUGGAACUAGUGUUAACUUGGAAGGCAUCGUCUGGCAUGAAACUGAAGAAGGUGUCUUAGUUGUGAAUGUCACAUGGCGAAACAAAACAUAUGUAGGAACCUUGCUGGAUUGCACAAAACAUGACUGGGCCCCCCCAAGAUUCUGCGAUUCACCUACAAGUGACCUUGAAAUGCGUGGAGGCCGUGGCAGAGGAAAAAGAUCAAGAUCAGCAGCUACAGCAACAGUGGCACCUCCUGGGACUGAGUCAACUUUCACAGAAUCUAGAGGGCUUCAAAAUAAAAACAGAGGAGGAGCUAACGGCAAAGGAAGGCGUGGCAGUAUUAAUACAAGUGGGCGCAGGACACCCCCAAAUUGUGCCAUGGAGGAUGUUAAAACAAGUCCUUCACCUGCUGGAAAAAGGAAAAGCAAACCCCCAAUGGAGCUAGACCUGAAUUCCAGUUCUGAGGACAAUAAAUCUGGCAAAAGGAUCAGGACAAAUUCUCGAAGCACUCCAACAACCCCACAAGGAAAAAAUGAGACUUCUUUUUUGGACCAAGGCUGCUCUUCUCCAAUUCUAAUAGACUGUCCACAUCCAAAUUGCAACAAAAAGUACAAGCACAUCAAUGGACUACGGUAUCACCAGGCACAUGCACACUUAGAUCCCGAAAAUAAACUGGAGUUUGAGCAGGACAGUGAGGAUAAAGUUUCUGACUGUGAGGAAGCACUAAGCAAUGUGGCACUUGAAUGCAAUGAGUCAAGCACAAGUUUGGAUCAGUUAAAAGCACCCACAUCUCCAAGUUCACACUGUGCCCCAGGCACACCAAAGAGCAAAAGAGAAUUAGCAAAUAAUGGUCCAAAUCAGAUUGGAAAUCCUAAAAGUGGCAAAAAUUCUGGAAAAAAGAAAGGUUUAAAUGUUGAACUAAGUAGUCUACCUGUGAUUUCUAACAUGGCAGCCACGCUGGACAAUUGUUCAACAUUAGACAGUACCUUAACAGUAGAAAUGCCAAAACUUGAAGCAGAAGGAAUUAUUGACAAGAAAACUGUAGGCGAGAAAGACAAAACUAAAAAAGCCAACAACUGCAAAAUUGAUAAAAAUCUUUCAAAGCUCAAAACUGCUCGGCCCAUUGCACCAGCCCCAGCCCCAGCCCCAGCCCCAGCCCCUACACCUCCUCAAUUAAUCGCUAUCCCCAGUUCAGCAUUUACAAACACUAAUACAGGGACAAUACCAGGAUUACCCUCUUUAACAACUGCUGUUGUCCAGGCAACACCAAAGAGUCCUCCAUUAAAGCCUAUUCAACCAAAGCCUACUAUUAUGGGAGAGCCAAGCACUGUAAAUCCUUCUCUCUCAUCCCUCAAGGACAAAAAGAAAAAGGAAAAAAGAAAACUAAAGGAGAGAGAAAGUAAAGAGGCUGUAAGCCCUAAAACAGACUCCAAAAUUUGUAAAGUAGAGGAUUCAAAAGGAUCUGGAAAGGAUACGCCUGGGCAUUUUUUAAAAGAUCAUUUGAGCAAGAGUGAAGCACUUGCCAACGGAUUAGGAGAAACUCAAGAGAGCCGUAUGGCAAGUAUAAAAGCAGAGGCAGAUAAGGUCUAUACGUUUACGGAUAAUGCACCAAGCCCUUCUAUUGGAAGUGCCUCUAGAAUAGAAUGCAGCACUGUGAUAAAUGGACAAUCUCCUAUUGCACCGUUGCAUGUUUUGACACAAAAUGGAGGUGAUAGUUCUGCUACCAAAACAAACAGCCCAGCAUACUCUGAUAUUUCGGACGCUGCUGAUGAUGGGGGUUCUGAUAGCAGGUCAGAGGGUGUGAGAUCAAAGACCAGCUCUCCAUCUGAAAUUGUUUGUAAUAAAGACAAUGUUGUUAAGGGACCCUCCACACCUAUACAGCAAUCAUCUCAAGCAAAAGAAUCUCUUUCACCAUAUUACCAUGGUUAUGAUCCAUACUAUUCGCCUAAUUAUGUGCACUCAGGACAGAUCAACAAUUCUGCGACUGGCAUUUCUAAUUCUGCACAGGUAAUGAAAAACAAAAAAGACACUGAAGAAGAAACUGAGAAAAAAGAAAAAACUGAAAGUUCAGAUUGCAAAAAGAAUGAAGUAAAUACCAGUAAUUUGCCACCUCAACAUCAGUCUGUUAUCACGCAACGACAUCCUGCACUAGCUCAGUCACUUUAUUAUGGACAAUAUGCAUAUGGACUUUACAUGGAUCAAAAGUCUUUAAUUGCUUCAAAUCCUGCCUAUCGGCAACAAUAUGAAAAGUACUAUGAAGAUCAGAGAAUGGCUGAGCAAAAAAUAGUGCAGACCAGCAGAGAAUGUGAUAGGAAAAUAGAAAACCCUUCAAAGGAACUAGUGAAAGAGGAGAAGCUGAAAAACAUGCCAACGGCUACUGUUUCAAAAGCACCUUUAACACCAGAACCUGGUAAAGUUAACCCAAAAAUUGGAAUUGUUAAUAAAUCAGACGAUUCUGGAAAAUCCCAGAUUCUAUCUAACCAUCAGCAGCUUCAAUGUGACAGUUUCAAAGCAAAGCAAAUGGAAAAUCAUCAGCUCAUAAAAGAAGCCGUAGAAAUGAAAUCUGUUAUGGACUCAAUGAAACAAACAGGGGUGGAUCCCACCAUGAGAUUUAAGCAGGACUCUGACUCGAGAUCAUGGCAUCAUUACAUAUACCAAUCAAAGUACCUCGAGCAGCAGAAAUCAGAGGAAAUGGACAGAGAAAAAAAGAUAAAAGAGGAUAACCUGAGAAAAACACCCAAUAAAGAGAGUGUUCAGCCAGUUGCAUUACCUAUUAUGAAAGAAGAGAGCAAAGAGGUGAAACGCCCAGAUUCUCAAUUAAUAGAAGAGGGCAAAAACAAGAAUGAAGACCGAAAAACUCCUGUAAAUUGGAAAGACUCCAGAAAUGCUAGAGUUGCAGUGUCCUCUCCAAUGAGUCAACAUCAGUCGUAUAUUCAAUAUUUGCAUGCCUAUCCAUAUACCCAGAUGUACGAUCCAAACCAUCCAGCAUAUCGAGCAGUGUCUCCUGUUUUAAUGCAUAGUUAUCCAGGGGCUUAUCUUUCUCCAGGCUACCCUCACUACUCAGUAUAUGGGAAAGUAUCAGGACGAGAUGAAACUGAGAAAGCCAGCACAAGUCCCAGCAUUAACUCCAAAUCAGUACCAGAAUCAAAAGCAUUAGACUUGCUCCAGCAGCAUGCUAAUCAAUACCGCACCAAGUCCCCUGCUCUGGCUGAAAAAGCCACAACGGAGCGAGAACGAGAAACUGAAAGGGAGAGGGAUCGGCAUUCACCUUUUGGGCAGCGGCAUCUUCAUACUCAUCACCAUACACAUGUUGGAAUGGGCUAUCCAUUAAUUCCUGGGCAAUAUGACCCAUUUCAAGGGUUGACAUCUGCUACCCUUGUUGCCACUCAGCAGGUGGCUGCUCAGGCAUCUUCCUCCGGUAUGUUUCCUACACAAAGAAGGGAAUGAAUACAUAGAAAAUGUACAUUAAGUCAUGUGACUGGAUCACAUGGGAGAGUGCUUUAUUACAGACAUCAGUUCCAUGGUGUUUAUCUUUAAUGCCUAAAUGGCAGGCAAAAAGUCAUUUCAUUUUUGUAAAUUGCAGAUUUUAUAACAGAGUAACAUGUUCCUGUAAUUAGACGUCUGUGUGCAAGUACAGCAUAUAUAUCUGUAGGUAUAUGUAUGUACGCAUCAGUAUGUUUGUAUUGUAUAUUUACAUGCACACAAAUAUAUAUUAAUAAAUAUAUAUAUAUAUAUAUAUAUUCUUUACUUUUUUUUGUUUUUUUUUGUAUCGGUAACCAGGCUCGCACACCCAUAGGGGGGUCUGCUGCUAAUUUGCAAACCAAGCGGUAAAUUGAAAGUGUAUUUGUCAUGUUGGAAAGUGUUUACUACAAAUGGCUGUUUUCUUAUUUUCCCGAACGUGUAUAUAAUGUUAUGUAUCCAUGUGCCUGAAAUACUAAAAAAAUCUAAUCAUAUUGGCCAUAGACUCUAAAAGAGGCAGGCUGUCGUGACGACACUUUGGUACAAUGUAGAUGUCUAUAUGGUGGCUCCCAUUUAAGAUACAUCAGUGUAAAUGUUACUGUAAUAAUUGUUUUAUUGUAAUAGUGUAUUGUGAAAAUAUACAUAUGGAAGACAAAGGGUUGCCAGCACCAUACAAUAAUACUUUUGUACAUAAUGUAUAAAUGGAAAAAAAAAGAAAACAAAAAAAAAAGUAAAUAAUGAACAUCUGUGAAUAAUGUGUCUCUUUUAAUCUUGAAUGGCCAAUAACCCAAUGACCUGCAUACCAGAAGACAUCUGUGAUUGUUCUAUUACUUGAAUAGUCCUGCAGUCUUUUUUAAUGUUUACAAUUAUCCUGUUUUAGAAGAGAAACUUAAAUGCCAUUGCCUGGUUACUUGUUUUAUGCUGUAAUCUAGUUUAUUUUAUGUAAAAUGUAUAUUGAAUGCUUUCAUUUUUAUACCUGCCUUAAAUAAUUUGGCAAUCAAAAUAAAAUAAGUUGUUUUUUU
Messenger RNA from Pelobates fuscus (common spadefoot toad), 6428 nucleotides. RefSeq names its product zinc finger protein 608 (gene ZNF608). The transcript is spliced from 10 exons. The record is from RefSeq and is a predicted model, not a curated record. Bases 889 to 5394 code for a protein of 1501 amino acids. Lineage: Eukaryota; Metazoa; Chordata; Amphibia; Anura; Pelobatidae. Gene Ontology annotation, cellular component: nucleus. Gene Ontology annotation, biological process: regulation of transcription by RNA polymerase II.